Messenger RNA from Nylanderia fulva, 5910 nucleotides. It is a transcript of the gene G9a, whose product is annotated as histone-lysine N-methyltransferase G9a. Gene Ontology annotation, molecular function: zinc ion binding; p53 binding; histone H3K9 methyltransferase activity. The record is from RefSeq and is a predicted model, not a curated record. Gene Ontology annotation, cellular component: nucleus; chromatin. NCBI's taxonomy places the organism in Eukaryota, Metazoa, Arthropoda, Insecta, Hymenoptera, Formicidae. Gene Ontology annotation, biological process: negative regulation of transcription by RNA polymerase II; peptidyl-lysine dimethylation.
GCUCCCUCUUCUUGUGCCUCCGUUUGAGGUAAAAACAUCUCGUUUCUCGAGCAUAUGACUCGGGGAUCGAAUUGAGGCUUGCGUUGUUAAUUGAACCCGGCGUUGAAAGCCGAGGCGGCGCGCGAUAACGAUAGGAUCGCGGAAAGAAAACGAUUUAUUCUCGCCUCCUUCGCCGUCCCUGAGCAAUCAAUAUGGCCUCCGGCCAUCGCUCGCUCGCUCUCACUCGCAGGGCACGCCAGCGCGGCCAUCUUUCUCUCUCUCUCUCUUCCUCUCUUUCGCUCCACCGCGCGGAACUCGAGGCGAGGCGAGUGCAGCGAGUUCUGUGAGUUCAGUCGAGUGCGGUCGCGAGGCCGCGCUGGGAGCCUUGAUUCGGUCCAGGAUUCCGUCAUCUGAUCUCGAGCAGGAACGGAUGUCCGGAUGACAGGAACUCUCGCACGGUAGGAGAGAGAGAAGCGGCGUCUCGCGCCAUCGGAGGAUUCCACGAGUUCCCUCAUGAACGCGUUCUCGGGGUGAGUCGCUGCACCGGUGCUGGAAGGAGAGAGAUAGGAUAUAUAUAUAUAUAUAUCUUGUCUGCGAGAGAUCUCGAGUAAUUGAAGGAUAUUUGAAAUUCCAAAUGCCUCGCCGGUGACUCGGAAUUAAAGAGGUUCCUAACUAACAAUAAGAUGAGGUACGUCUCUGGGUGUGCGCGUUGUUACUCGUUACGGCGAACUUGCGGCUCGUAGCAGGAAUUGAUUGAACGCAGGUAUGGCCGACGUCGCGUCGUCCGAGGGCGACAACGGACUUGUCGUGACGACGACGACGACGACGACGACCGUCGAGGGUUGUCGAGGCGGGCUGCCGGUGACAGCGGAGAGUGCCAGCGUCCAGGAGGAUGCCACGACCGCCACCGACAACGGGGUUGUCGACGACAAGGUCAGCAUCCACGAGAUUCUUGAGGGGAUGACGAACGAGUUCAACAAGGGCGUGAGUCCGGUGAAGCAGAACGAGUGUGAGAAAAUAAUGGGAGCGGAGGAGGCAGUCGCGGCGCCGUCCUCACCCUUGAAGCUCGUCGACGAGGGCUCCAAGGACGAGAAGGACGGCGUGGAAGCCGAGGAGGAGGAGGAAGAGGAGGAAGAGGAAGAGGAAGAGGAGGAGGAGGUCGUUGCGAACUGCGAGGACACACAGGUUUCUCAGGUCACGCCGGAGGAGAAUCACAAGGACGAGGAUGAAGGUUCGGUGACCACAAAUAAGCAGGAGACUGUUAAGAAAGACAAUGGUAUACCUAGGAUUGUCCUUACAUUCAGGACUAUCGAUGAGAACACAGAUCAUGGCAAGAAGACCAAGAUAUCCAGCUGCUCGUCCAAUCUCACUCUGGUCCCUGAUGAAUUGGCUAAUUGCGAUCAGAUUGGCGGUGUCUCUGUGAAGAUUGAGAAUUCUGAUGAGAAUUCUGAUGCGAUGGAGGAGUCCCAAGCAGAGGAAUCUCAAAUAGAGGAGUCCCAGACAGGGGAGACUAAGAAGGAAGAAUCUGCAAAGACAGUGGAGCCAAAAACUGCGGAUGAGAAGAAAGUGGAAGGUGCGGAAGAGAAACAGGACAGUGACACGCAGUCUUCUGUUCAGAAAAAACCUGAAACUGUGAAGAAUAAUGUUGAUAGCAAUAAUGUCGAAGCAAAGCUUCUGGAAGAUACUGAGCAAGAAACUACUGCACCAGUUACCAGGAAAAGAAGGAUUGGACGACCUAGAUUGCGAGCACUUAGUGAUUUAAUCCCUCAAGACGAGGAUCCUCCAGGUCCCAAGCGAUCGGCUAGAAGACUUUGUAAGGAGUCUUUGAAGAGCACUGUACUAGAGAGUGCCAUGGCACGUAAAGAAAAGUCUAAUUACACGGAGGAAGCGGUUAAAAAAAGGAAAUACAGCAAACCAGGUCGGCCCAAGAAGCUGGUUGCAGGUAAAGAUCAAAUAAAACAGGCUCAAGCAAAGUCCUCUGAUGUUCAUCAAGAAGCAGAGACGUCGUUGGUGUCUGAUGGUAACAUUAGCAUAUCCGAGAACUCGAUGUUGGAGUCCUCACGCAACACUACAUUAUCGGAGAAUAUGAACGAUAGCGUUGCCGAGGACGCGCAGUCAUUUUCAUCCGACUUCGACGGGAUGCCGAAAUUGUCGCCGAUGACGAGGAGUUCGGAAUCACAAAUGAAACUCGGCAACUCCAUCGGUAGUCCUGGCAGCGACGAUGUACCUCUGGCGGAUAUUCAGAAGCCUUUCCUCAAACCUGCCACUGCUAGUCGACCCAAGAGAGAAAGAGGACGUCCUCGUGGAAGUAGCCAAGCGGCCCGAAAAAUAGCAAAGGCCGAUCCGUACGAAGCUGGUUCUCCAACCGUUGCGGAAGCGGGAAAGCAUAAUGAUUAUCCUGAAGAGAUUCCAGUCAAACGAACUCGCAGGAGUAUGGCGCCAAGCCCGAGUCCUGCGGAAGGACAGGCUUCGAAGCCGGAAUCUACGGCGAUUAUGAGCGAAACGUACGGUCAAUCUAUGUUAUGCUUGUGCCAAGUGCGAUCUCAGUUGUACGUGACGAUAACUGGUUCUGGGCAGCCUUUGUACUGCACGGCGAUAGAUUCGAUCGACAACCGGAUAGUAGGAUGCUGCAACGAAGUGGACAGCAACGACGUGGCGAUGCGACGACCGAGCACUCGCGUACCUUUCAUUAUCCUCUGUCGUAUGCACAAGGAACGGCUGCUGCGCCACAAUUGUUGUCCUUCCUGCGGUUUGUUUUGCUCGCAAGGCCGGUUUGUGCAGUGCAGCAAUGGUCAUCAGUACCAUCGCGAGUGCGAAGUUUAUCCAAACAAGAAGGGCGUGUGUCCGCACUGCGGCUGUGAAACUGCUGCUUACGAUGUGCUAGUGACAAUGAAUGGUAUGCGACGACCGGUUUAUAUACCUACGCGUAAGAAGUAUUCCAAAUUGCCCUCGGCGAAGAUGAGCCUGCCUGGCAAAGGUGACAAUACCAAGCUGGCCGAACGUCCGCCUAGUCCGUUGAUCAAGCCUGAAGUCAUCAAAAUACCCGAACCGUCGAUUAAUACCGAGAGACCAGAGCGUUACACCAUUAUGAGUCUUUACACGUCCGUGAAGAAUGGAGAUCUGGAAAAAUUGGUGAACGUAUUAGCAUGUGGUUACAACGCGAAUCACACAUUCCGGGAUUACGCCCAUCGGACAAGUUUGCACAUAGCCGCGGAUAAAGGCCAUCUGUCGUGUGUGCAUGUCCUGGUUCAAGCGGGUGCUCAAGUAGAUGUAAUGGAUAGGAACCAAUUGACGCCGUUGAUGUUAGCCGCGAGUAAGGGUAAUGCCGCUGUGGUAAAAUAUCUAGUUAGGACAGGCGCCGACGUAACACUCAAGGGCGAGGACGGCAUGACUGCUUUGCAUAUGGCAGCCAAGUCCGGCCAUCUAGAAGUAUGCAGGAUCAUUCUGACCGAAUGUAAAGUGCCGAGGACGUUAGUAGACUGCGUAGACGAUGGCGGCUGGACAAGUUUAAUCUGGGCGUGCGAAUUUCGCCAUGCCGAGGUCGCACGAUAUUUAUUGGAUAAAAAAUGUGAUCCACUUAUUCGAGACGCCGAGCAGAACAUAGCGUUGCACUGGAGCGCAUAUAGUGGUAGUGCCGAGAUCACAGAGAUGCUUCUUAACGAGGGAUGCGACCUGAAUGCUGUUAAUGUUCAUGGUGAUACUCCCUUACACAUAGCAGCUAGACAGGAUCAAUAUGCAGUUAGUGUUCUACUGUUAGCACGCGGUGCUAAAAUAGGAGAAGUGAAUGCUGCUGGUGAAACCGCGGUCAAUUGUUGCAGCACAGACGGUGAUACUAUGGCUGCCUUAAGGUUGAAUGCAAAGGUUAAUGAACUCUCUGAACAUAUGUGGGAGAAAACGGUUAAAAUAUUGACAAAUGACAUUUCACGGGGAAAGGAAACAAAUCCUAUACAAUGUGUUAACGGAUACGAUUCCGAAGAUAAGCCAACUGAUUUUCUUUAUGUGACAGAAAAUUGCUUCACUAGUAACAUUAACGUGGAUCGUACGAUAACGUCACUACAGUCUUGUCGCUGUGAGGACAAUUGCAGCUCCGAAAAGUGCUUGUGUGGAAAUAUAAGUCUGCGAUGUUGGUAUGAUGAGGAGGGAAAGCUCAUACCUGAGUUUAAUUAUGCAGAUCCACCAAUGUUGUUCGAGUGUAACCCAGCUUGUGACUGUAAUCGCAUUACAUGUAACAAUCGAGUGAUUCAGCACGGAUUGACGCAAAGAUUUCAAUUGUUUCGCACAAAAGGCAAAGGUUGGGGACUCCGAACUCUACGACAUAUUCCUAAGGGCACGUACGUCUGUGAAUAUGUCGGUGAGAUAAUCUCUGAUUCUGAGGCUGAUCAUCGCGAGGAUGACUCUUAUUUGUUUGAUUUAGAUAACAGAGACGGAGAAACGUAUUGUAUAGACGCGAGACGUUAUGGGAAUAUCGCUCGAUUCAUCAAUCACUCAUGCGCGCCAAAUUUAUUGCCGGUACGAGUAUUCGUUGAACACCAGGACUUGCACUUUCCAAGGAUAGCGUUCUUUGCCAACCGCGACAUCGAGGCGGACGAAGAGCUCGGCUUUGAUUACGGCGAGAAAUUCUGGAUAAUAAAGUGCAAGUCCUUCACGUGUACCUGCGGAGCCGAAAACUGCCGUUAUUCUGAGAAGACUAUACAAGUUACGCUGGAUAACUAUCGAAGAAAGAUACAGCAGGAGGAAAUAUUGGCAGCUCAAACGUCAUCGUAACCAUAAUGGGAUUUAGUUAAAUUUUUUAGGUGAUUUUUCGCAAAUACGACGACAGCAACGUCGUACGUAGAAUUCAUCGUCCACGCGAUUAAUUUUCCGAUUCGCUGCGAAAUCGGUUGCCGUGAGGCGGCGCGCAAUUAUAAAAGUACAAAUGCAAAACGGUGGUGGGAUGCGAUUUAGGUUUCUUUCCCAAAAGACGUUUACUUACUGAAUUGUAUUAUUCGAUUUCGAAGUUUUGAAAAAUCGUAUCCGAACGAUCAUGUUAUUUCUACCGAAUAUCGAACGUUCGUCCACAUAGAAAUUGACGACCGGUCUAUCAAGUGAUUUUCUUACAUCUUUUGUUUUUUAAAUAUCGAUAAAUAAGAAUAUGUAAUUUGCGGUGAAAAGUAUUCUGAGCAUACAAUUGCGAUUUAUGAAAAUAUGUAUACUAAAGAAAACAAUAAUAAUCAUGAAAUAUGAAAAAGUAUACGAUAAACACUAAUGUGAUUCUUGCAAAGGAAGAUUAUAUUUAUAGGAGUUAAAAUAUGUUUUAAGUCUUGACAGACCGGUAAUUAAUAAUAAUUUAUAUGAAUUGCCUUUGAUUUGACUCGAAAGGUAUUUUUAAUAUUAAAUAUAGUAAUUAUCAUAUUUUGCAUAAUAUAUUCUUCUCACAUUCUAUUUUUCGAGUCAAAUCUAAAAAGAAUUUAAUAUUAUCGUCCAUAUUUCCCCUCAGGCUCGCUUGUACUUGUUUCCUAUUUUUGCCAAUCUUUAUAAGAAUACAACGACUCUACGAGAAAAUGUCACGUCAAUUUUUUUCCUUUUUUUUAUAACGAAAUAACUAUGCAUAAUAUAUAUAUUGACGGUUAGUUUAUCUGUGUGAGCUGCGAAGAUAUUUUGUAUGUUAAAAUAUUGUUAUAGUCCUAUUUGGACGACUUAUGUGAUUAUAAGAGAUAUUUGAAGUUACUGUCGCUUUUAAGUGAAUCGGAAUUGGGAUAAUCACAUUGCGUGUUCGUGUGUUCCUUACUAUAUAGAAGCUAUGUAUUACAUUUUCCAAUUAGUCGCUCAUAUCUCAAAGGAGAGCGUUUAAUGUUGGAUUCACUGCAAGCGAUAUAGUAGAUAAGAAUACACUUUUUUUUGUACAAACGAUUGACUUUUUGUAUAAUAAAAGUUAUAGUCCUUUUUAACAUA